Messenger RNA from Glycine soja, 750 nucleotides. RefSeq names its product calcium-binding protein CP1-like. Lineage: Eukaryota; Viridiplantae; Streptophyta; Magnoliopsida; Fabales; Fabaceae. The transcript has a single exon. The record is from RefSeq and is a predicted model, not a curated record. Gene Ontology annotation, molecular function: calcium ion binding; enzyme regulator activity. Bases 102 to 572 code for a protein of 156 amino acids.
CUCCGAAUAUCAUGGGCUCUAAAUCCUCUAUUUAAGACACACACGCAUUUCUUUUCCUCUCAACACACAUCGCAAACACGCUGUUCCUACAAUCAUUCCAAAUGUGCCCUUCCGGUCGCACCCUCCUCCCUUCCUCCGUCUCCGAUUUCCGACCGGCAUUCGACGUCCUCGAUGCCGACCGCGACGGCAAAAUCAGCCGCGACGACCUCCGCGCCUUCUACGCCGGAGUCGGCGGCGGAGGAGAUGACGUGAUCGGGGCAAUGAUGACAGUGGCUGACACCAAUAAGGACGGGUUCGUGGAGUACGAGGAGUUCGAGCGCGUGGUCUCGGCGGAGAGAAAGCCCGUGGGGUACUGUGGGGCCAUGGAGGACGUGUUCAGGGUCAUGGACAAGGACGGCGACGGCAAGCUCAGCCACCAUGAUCUGAAGACUUACAUGGCCUGCGCUGGUUUUCCGGCCACCGACAACGACAUCAACGCCAUGAUCCGAUUCGGCGGCGGCGACCAAAACGGCGGCGUUACGUUCGAUGGUUUGCUUCGUAUAUUGGCGCUUGAUUGUUCCCCCGCUAAUUAAUUAAACCUCUCGGGUAUUGGCUGCGCGCGUUUCGUUACAUUAAUUAAACAAGUGUUGGGUUUUGUACUUUGUCCAAGUUUGAGAAAUUACAGUGAUUAAUUGAAUCCAAAACAAACCACCGGUGUAAUCAAAUACCACCCGUUCUUAUAUUCUUACGUUCACAAUUUCUUCUAUCUCA